GUCUAGGGCAAGAGGAGGAAGCGGAUCGGGUGGUCAGAGACUGAGUGCGGGAGGUGCUUUCUCCUCAGAAGCGCCCCUGCCGCCUCAGUCCAGCGGCAGGAGCCUCCCAAAGGGAUGAGAGAACCGGCGCCUCUGGUGUAGGUCGGGCCGCAGUGUUGGGAAGCCAGGAGCCGCGGAGGGAAACAUGCUGCAGCGGAAACAGAGGGCGGCGAGUGGGGAGGAGAUUUCAAAUCAGACCAUGUUGCCUCUAGCCAAAGAUUUGCAUUGCUUGCAAUAACACCGAGCCUGGGAAUUUUAUUUUAUGUAUUUUUUUAAAAGGGGGGCAAGAACACGAGCAUUAGGGGGGAAAAAAAGGACUGUUGCAGGAGAGGGAGCAAGCCGGCACCAGCCGCAGUGAGUGUUUCUGAAGAGGGAUCUUUCAUCUUUUCCUGACACUAUUGGGCCGCUCGGGAUGAUUGGAUUUAGCAGAGCUUCCCCCCUGUGGUGGUUGAAGUUGCAGGCUUGGAAGGUUCUGUUGAAGGAGGCAUGGCAUGGAGCUGGAUGCUGCUUUUAUAAGAUCUUAGACGUAGAGAAGUUGACUUCAAGACACAGUGAAAAUGUCGGGCUCCACCAGGGAGCAUGUGCCUUUUGUGCGACGCAGGAACCCUCAACUCCGCUACACCCUGAGUCCUGAAAACUUGCAAAGCUUGGCUUCUCAGAGUGCCAGGUCGGAGAGCUUGAAUUUCCACAGAGCAAACAGUGACACAGAUUUGGUGACUUCGGAUAGCCGCUCCAGUCUGACAGCUAGCAUGUAUGAAUACACACUUGGACAAGCACAGAACCUGAUUAUUUACUGGGAUAUUAAAGAAGAGGUGGACCCCACAGACUGGAUUGGACUCUAUCAUAUAGAUGAGAUUUCCCCAGGAAAUGUUUGGGACUCCAAAAAUCGGGGUGUAAAUGGAACGCAGAAAGGGCAGAUUGUUUGGCGGAUUGAACCCGGGUCAUACUUUAUGGAGGCUGAAACUAAAAUCUGCUUUAAAUACUAUCACGGUGUAAGUGGAGCACUGCGAGCCACCACCCCAUGCAUUACAGUAAAAAAUCCAGCUACUAUGGCUGGAGCAGAUGAAUUAGGAGAAGGUGGAUUAGAUGGUCAGAACAGCCGAAAACUUGUAAGAUUCACAUUAUCGGAUAUCAGAGCUGUAGGGCUCAAGAAGGGAAUGUUUUUCAAUCCGGAUCCAUAUUUAAAGAUGUCCAUUCAGCCUGGGAAGAAGAGUACUUUCCCUACUUUUGCUCAUCAUGGACAAGAGAAAAGGUCGACAAUAGUGGCGAACACAACAAACCCUAUUUGGCAAGGAGAGAAAUAUUCUUUUGUAGCCCUUCUCACAGAUGUACUUGAAAUUGAUGUUAAAGACAAGUUUGCCAAGAGUCGUCCUAUCAUAAAGCGCUUCCUGGGCAAACUAACCAUACCAGUUCAGCGUCUGUUGGAGAGACAUGCAAUAGGUGACCAGAUUGUAAACUACAACCUGUGCAGAAGACUUCCUACUGACCAUGUCAGUGGUCAGCUGCAGUUCAGAGUGGAGCUCUCAUCAUCUAUUCAUGAAGAUGCUUCUCCUGAGACUUUGGGUGCUUAUCUUGGAGCAAGUGCUGAAAAUGGAGAUUUAGGCAGCCCAUCUGAUGAUGAAGAUUUGCCAGAUCCAUUAGCAUCAGCAGUACAUCCUGACCAGAUGCAAGUUUUUGUGAAUGGACCUCUACAGAAUGAAAGUGGGGCAGUGCCCAUUCCAAGUGCAACCAGUGAAAUUGGAAGUAUUGACAGUAAAGCUGCAGCACAUGGUGAACCUUCAGUAACAAGACCAUCCCCAGCAAGACAUUCAACCUAUCGCCAAGAAUCAUUGAAUGAUUAUCUUGAUACAGUUGAUAGUAAUGAAAGUACAAAGCCAAGUUUGGCUGAAGCUCACCUGCAUCAAGUUGGAGCAUCUCCCAAACUGAGAAGCAGUUUCCCAACCGACACUAGAUUGAAUGCAAUGCUUCAUAUAGACUCUGAUGAAGAAGAUCAUGACCUGCAUCAAGAAUUGGCUUAUGGAUUCCAGUUAGUAAGAGAAAGUGAGGAAAAUGGUAUACAGUUUAACUGUCCUUCUGGUGACGUUGGUAAUGAGGACAAUCAACAAAACAGAAAUGGAGGUCAACUUCAUUUUGGACUGCCUUCUGACUCUCAGAUAAAUCUAAUAGAAACUGAAGAGGUAUUAGCCUCGGAUGAAGCAUGUGAACAGUUAUCAGGCUUUCCCUACAAGAAUUUUCAUCAACUGCUAUGUAACCUUUCUUCAACGGCACUGGUUGGAGAUGAAGAAGAACAGGACAAUCAUGAAUUACAGAGUAAUGAUAAUAUUGUGACCAGUACCUGCCAAGGAGAUGAACAAAUUUCAGAGCCUUCCAGGACUACAGUUGAUCAAACUGCUGAUGUUGGAAACAGUGCAGAGAGAUUGCUCACACAAACAGAAUCAGUUGAUCAAACAUCAGAACGUUCCCAACUGUCAUCAGAGAAUGAACAAAGUGAUACAACCCGCACUGAGAGUGUAAGUGAGGCCAGCACUCGGCCAGAGGGAGAGAGUGAUGUGGAAGGUGCUGACAGCUCAUGCAAUGGAAGUGGCAACACAACAAGGGUAUCUUCAUCUGUAGAAAGCACCACACGAUUUUCCUCUUUCGAAAGUGCCAGGUUCUCCGAAACUCCAGCAUUCUCUUCACAGGAUGAGGAAGAUGGUGCCUGUCCGGCUGACUUAGUGGCUGACGCUCAUGCAAAAAACCAAGAUUCUGAAGGUAUUACAGAUGUUCCAGAGAGUGAAGAAACUGAAAAUAAUGAGGCACAGCAACAGGAGCCAGCACCUAUUGAGCUGGAUGCAUUACCUUCUGUACCUGAAACAGAAGAAAUUUGGCAGAGGAGGAGAAGUUUGCAGGCAGCAGCAGCCACAACAGGUGACCUAUCACAGGAAGAAGAAGCCAGACUUGCCCAAGUGACUCCAGAGGAGGAAAGUGAAGCGACAGCAGAGGCUGAAGGUGAUACUCCAGAUUCUCCAUCAAGCACCCACCAGCCUUUGAGAUCCUUACCCUCAGUGCGGCAAGACGUGACUCGUUAUCAGCGUAUUGAUGAACCGCUACCACCAAAUUGGGAAGCUCGGAUUGAUAGCCAUGGCCGGAUCUUUUACGUAGACCACGUGAACAGGACGACCACUUGGCAAAGACCCACAACUCCUGCCUGUCAACAAAUUGUUCAGCGUUCCAAUUCAAUCCAACAGAUGGAGCAACUUAAUAGAAGGUAUCAGAGUAUUCGCCGAACAAUGACAAGUGAGAGGUCGGAGGACACUGGCCAAGCCAGUGGUAUUGACCCAGGAACUGGAGAUGAAAGUCAUUUUGCUCAUUUUAGUUCAGAUUUCAGAAGAGAGCCCACACUCUCUCACUCUGCCUCCCGCUCCAGGAUGAAUUUGCUACUGCAGUCUCCUCCUGUCAAAUUCUUCACCAGUCCAGAGUUCUUCACAGUGCUACAUUCAAACCCUUGUGCCUAUCGAAUGUUUACAACCAACACAUGCUUGAAACACAUGAUCACCAAAGUGAGGCGGGACGCCCAUAACUUUGAGCGCUAUCAGCAUAAUCGAGAUCUGGUCUCAUUCCUGAACUUAUUUGCUAAUAAACAGCUGGAACUUCCAAGAGGAUGGGAAAUGAAGCAUGACCAUCAAGGAAAGCCCUUUUUUGUUGAUCACAAUUCCCGUAGCACCACUUUCAUAGACCCACGACUCCCUCUUCAAACUGCUAGGCCCUCAAUCGCAUUAGUUCAUCGGCAGCACUUGCAAAGGCAGCGCAGCCACAGUGCUGGUGAGGUGGCAGAUGACUCUCGUCAUGCAGGCCCCCCAGUUAUUCCAAGGCCAUCCAGCACUUUUGGCACCAUUAGUCGAAACCACAAUCAGGACCUGGUACCAGUGGCUUACAAUGAUAAAAUUGUAGCAUUUCUGCGUCAACCAAACAUCUUUGAAAUUCUUCAAGAGCGCCAGCCAGACCUUAUCAGGAAUCACUCACUCAGGGAGAAGGUUCAGUUUAUCAGAAGCGAGGGAACGAGUGGAUUGGGGCGCUUAUCCAGUGAUGCAGACCUUGUUAUGCUGUUAAGUUUGUUUGAAGAUGAGAUUAUGUCCUAUGUGCCACCACAUGCCUUACUUCAUCCCAGUUAUUGCCAGUCUCCACGUGGUUCCCCUGUAUCAUCACCUCAGAACUCCCCAGGUACCCAACGUGCCAAUGCUCGGGCUCCAGCUCCUUAUAAGAGGGACUUUGAAGCUAAACUCAGAAACUUCUAUAGAAAACUGGAAACAAAGGGCUAUGGACAAGGACCAGGAAAGUUAAAGUUGAUCAUCAGAAGAGAUCACUUGCUUGAAGAUGCAUUCAACCAGAUUAUGGGAUGUUCCAGGAAAGAUCUUCAAAGAAAUAAGCUCUAUGUUACGUUUGUUGGGGAGGAAGGGUUGGAUUACAGUGGCCCCUCUCGGGAGUUCUUCUUCCUAGUCUCCAGAGAACUCUUCAAUCCAUAUUAUGGCUUAUUUGAAUAUUCUGCUAAUGACACUUAUACAGUGCAGAUUAGCCCUAUGUCUGCAUUUGUAGACAACCACCAUGAAUGGUUCAGAUUCAGUGGUCGGAUCCUUGGUCUUGCUCUUAUCCACCAAUAUCUGCUUGAUGCCUUUUUCACCCGACCAUUUUACAAGGGCCUCCUUAGAAUAUCCUGUGAUCUGAGUGACCUGGAAUAUUUGGAUGAGGAAUUUCAUCAGAGUCUGCAGUGGAUGAAAGACAAUGACAUCAAUGAUAUUUUAGACCUAACAUUUACUGUGAAUGAAGAGGUCUUUGGUCAGAUUACAGAGAGAGAGCUAAAGCCAGGUGGAGCAAACAUCCCUGUUGUAGAAAAAAACAAGAAAGAAUAUAUUGAAAAGAUGGUAAAAUGGCGCAUUGAGAGGGGUGUUGUGCAACAAACGGAAAGUUUAGUCCGUGGCUUCUAUGAGGUGGUGGACGCUCGGCUUGUUUCUGUGUUUGAUGCACGAGAAUUAGAACUAGUAAUUGCUGGCACAGCGGAGAUUGAUUUAAGUGACUGGCGAAACAAUACAGAGUACAGAGGAGGGUACCAUGACAAUCAUAUAGUGAUCAGGUGGUUUUGGGCUGCAGUGGAAAGGUUCAACAAUGAGCAGAGACUAAGAUUGUUACAGUUUGUCACGGGUACCUCAAGUAUACCCUAUGAAGGUUUUGCAUCGCUACGUGGCAGCAAUGGACCCCGAAGAUUUUGUAUUGAAAAAUGGGGUAAAAUUACCUCACUUCCAAGGGCUCAUACCUGUUUCAACCGGCUAGAUCUCCCCCCAUACCCAUCCUUUUCUAUGUUGUAUGAGAAGAUGUUGACUGCUGUGGAAGAGACAAGCACUUUUGGAUUGGAGUAACAAGUUGUGCUGAAAUGUAAGCACAUUUCUUCUACUGGAUCUUUUCUCAUGGACUUUCUGGUAGUGAGGCGUGUGAUGGCGGCAACAGACUGAUUUUGCUGAAUUCCUUGCGGGAUUUGAAUUAACGAAGGAUUGGCCUUCAUAGACUUACAGGACCUACUGAUGAGUUAGAAAGCAUGCAGGAGAUGAAGCAAAAUUACUGGAUGCAGACAAUCAUUGUACACAUUCUGCUGAAUGAUUGUGUGUCUGAUAUGAGAAAUGAAGAAACCAAAAACCUUGCACAGUGGUCAGCUCAUACACAAUAGUUGGCUACUUGUGUCAACUACAAAAAUACUAAAUAUGCUUUUGUAAAGAAAAGCAGUUGAGAAACGACCAAGGCUUGCACAGAGAUAGGUCAAUACUACUUUGGAAUGACUGUGAAAAUACUAUGACAAUGGACGAUUCCUUUUUUUCAUGGAGUUUAUUUCAAACCUGAAGAGUGAGGUUUAUGUCUUUUUUUAAACUCAGUGGUAUAUCUGUAUCAUCUAAAGCUCCAAGCUGAAAACAAAUGAAUGUGUUAAUGAAAUAAUGGUCAUUAUAUACCUGUUAUUGCAUGGUAUACAAUCACAAAAUAUGGAAAUGUCUAGAAUUACAUUGUCGUUAUGGCACAGUAAAAAUGUCAACAGUUGUGAAAUUCACUUUUAUUUAAUCUUUGUAAUAGAUUCUAUACAAGUACUAUAUAAUCUUUAAACUAUCCAAGCCUUGUUGGAGGGAGAUGUCUGGCAGUUCACUCUUUGUGCUUGUUCUAAAUUUGUUUAGGUUAUUUGCUCCAGGACAUCCAAAGGAUUGAUGCCUUUUUUUAUUUUAUACAAAUCAAGUUUUCAGUAACGGGAAAAAAAUAUUUUUUAAAAAUUGCACUGAAUGUACCAAAGUAAAAAGGGGAAAAACUGCACCAUUCACAUAAAGUCGGUACGAUGGUAUAAUCAUAUGCAGAAUUAAAGGAACCAUUUCUCAAAACCCUUCUUACAAUAUUAUGUCUUGAGUAAUAGGACUGCAUAAAAAAUGUCUUAGCAUGUUCUUAAAAAAAAAUUACUUCCCUCUUGAACAAGGUAGAAUAAAUUUACAGUAGAUCAGAAAUAUCUGCUCUAUGCAAACUUAAAUCUUGUUAACAGCAUUUUUCUUGAUAAGAAAAUUGGGUUCAAUUUACUAUAAGACAGAGUAUUUUCACAGUACUUGAGUGAGGGCAGUCGAAAACUUUUUUAACUAAGGAAAUGUUAUUUUAUAUAUUGAAUGGUACGCGAAUAACAGUGAUUAAGACACUUACAUGAAAAUACAUUGAUUUUGGAGCUAUAAGUGAAAAUUCACUGAUGUAAAAAUACUCUGUUUUCUAGUAUUUACUGUCCAUGUAAAAUUUCAGUUCUUUUACUGCUAACAAUUGAAAAGAGAACAUACACAAUUAACGUGCGUGACUUCAGAUCAAUAGUGCUCAAAUAAAUUUUAAAAUGAACUGAACGCACAUUCUCUGAUUAAUCUGCUACAGCUCAAAGCCUCACAUUAAGCAUUGCAAUCAUCUGAAGAAAAAUGAAUUCUAGUCUACAAGAUUAAAAACUAGCUUUUACAGUUAUAUUGUUUUAACCACUGUGUGAUUGCUAACUUGCCUAGGUCCACAUUCUAGCUCUUCUGGGUACAAAGCUUGAACUCCUAUAUCUCUAUUACCCAAUGACACCUUAGCACAUUAUGCAAUGGACCAUGUGGACAAUAGUAAUCAAACCAGUUCAAUUUUUUGAUUUGGAUAUUGUAUCAUCUUUUAAGUAUUUCUUGUCAAUAAACAGAAGUUUUAGUAACAUUUUUUUUUAAUUCACUGAUGCACGAGGUGUCCAUUGACUUAUUUGUUAUAUUGGAUAUGGUCGGUGCUGUAGUGUCCAUACACAUGCCUGAAUAAUGUAAGACAUUGCAUGGAUGUUAUACUUCUUUACAUGGGAAGAGAACAUUUAGUUCUGGUCAUGACAUAAACACUGACAUUUCUGGUACUCUUACCCUAUUUUAUAUGGUGUUUAAAAAAGUUCAAUUUCAUUUGACACAUAAUUUCACAUUAUAAAUGAAACACAUGUGGCUAAUAGGACACAAACCAUUAAAAUGUGCCAUAGCCGUAUUUACAAGUUAGUGUUCUGCUUCAUUUCACAGUUUGAAUCCAUCUAUUGGGAUUAUGCAGAAUUUUGUACACAAUUGCUAUGAAUUAUGCUGAAAAUACUUAAGAUUGUUAUGUUUUUGUCAACUAUGAUUUAAUGGAAACAAAAUGUUUUUAAUGUACCAAAAUAUGAAUUACUUUGUUUUAUUUUCAUAAUAAUGUAUAUAUUUUAUUUAAAACCAUGCUGCAUCAUUUAAAAUCAUUAAUUGGAAAUAAACAUUCAUAGAAACA
Carcharodon carcharias (great white shark) is the source of this 7827-nucleotide messenger RNA. Its product is annotated as E3 ubiquitin-protein ligase HECW2-like. NCBI's taxonomy places the organism in Eukaryota, Metazoa, Chordata, Chondrichthyes, Lamniformes, Lamnidae. Gene Ontology annotation, molecular function: ubiquitin-protein transferase activity; protein binding. Bases 597 to 5429 code for a protein of 1610 amino acids. The record is from RefSeq and is a predicted model, not a curated record. The transcript is spliced from 30 exons. Gene Ontology annotation, biological process: regulation of dendrite morphogenesis.